AUGAACAAAACGGAAAACCUUUCUAUUGAGGAGACAAAUGAAAUAAGGGAAAAGCUGGGUAUGAAACCUAUUCCAGUUUUUCAAGAAAAGAAUACAGACCAUAAAGAGUCUUUGUCAAUCGAAGAGACGAAUGAGUUGAGGGCGUCCCUUGGCCUAAAACUUAUCCCACCCCAACAAAAUUUCAAUUCUUCUCCCCCUAAUGUACAUAACACAUCCAAAAUCGAUGAACUUCGAGAGAAGAUAACAAAGUUUCAAAAAAAGGCGAACGCUCCUUUACGAAUGGCGCACCUUCUCGAAGAAACUAAUGUAAAUGACGACAGUUCAUGGCUAGAAAACAUGGAUGCAAUUCCUUCCUCACAUGAAUCCAAACGUUCCAGCACAUUGCCAAGAAAAGGCGCCACGAAGGAAGACGAAAAUAUUGAUCUGCAUAAUGUUCAAGUAUCAUAUAAUAUCGAGGCGCUUAGCCCAAAGAAAGAUACGAUUCUAACUUUGAAAGAGAGCAGUAUUUUUGAUGAUACUGAUUCUACCGAAGUGUUAGAGAAUGUGAAAGCUGCCGAGGAAAACGCUGAUAGAGAGAAACUACGAUUACGACAAAUGAAUAAAGAUAGAAGACAAAAAAAAAAAAUUUUAAAUGUAUCUAGCUUAGAUAUUGAAGAAGAAGAAGAAGGAGAGAAACACUCAAUUACAACUACACAUCUAAUCAUCGGAGCAGAACAGGGUGUUAUGAAGGCACCGAAUACUAUAUCAGCAAAACCACCAACGGGAAAAGUUAAAGUGAAUUUCGAUAGCGCAAAUAAUAUGUCAGAUGAAGAUGGUGGAGACUUUAAACCUUUAAAAAUUAAAAAACGUAAGAUCAAGGACCCAAGAUCUACUAAAGCUAGGAAGUCAAAAAUUACUGAUAAGAUGGAAAUUGUUAAGUUAGUAGAUGAAGAUGAAAGUUUAUCCUGGAUGGAAGAAGAACAGCCAGUCACCAUAAUAAAUCCCAGAACAAGCUCAAACAAUGAAUUGAAAGGGCCAGAGGACCUCGCUAGAGAAAUUGAAAAGGCAAGAGACGAAGAGAAGCGACGCACUGAAAGCAUUUUGAAAAUGCGUGAAAUUUCCAACAGUAUUGUCGUCGACGAAAAGGUAACUUUUUUAAAUACUUUGGAUACCAGUCUCUCCGAACGAAGUGCUACUGAGAAUAAAGUGAAAGUGCAUGGUGAAGGAGAGAAAAAUAUCGGAGAUGUUACCAAUGGACAUACUAAGGAAGGGAGUGGAAACAAUACACUGACUGAAGCAGUUAAUAAUGAACCAAACUACGAGGGAGAUGCUGAAAAUGCACCGAACUUUUUUUCUGGUCUUGCAUCAACACUAGGAUAUCUUCGGAAAAAGAGUGUUUUCACCACAGGAGACGUCGAUUUGAAACCAGGAAAGGAUGUUAAUAAUAGUGAAUCACUUCGAAGGGAUGUCCGAAAUAAAGAGCAUACGGGCACUGGCACUUAUACAAAAGAUAAGCUACACGGACUGGAACAAUUCACAUCUAGUGACUCUUCCAAUGCAAAUACUCAUUCAAAAAGACAAGAUCAUUAUGAUCCUGACAUAAAACUGGUUUACAGAGACGAAAAGGGAAAUCGACUGACUACUAAGGAGGCAUAUAAAAAACUGUCACAGAAAUUUCAUGGUACAAAAAGCAACAAGAAAAAGAGAGCAAAAAUGAAAUCCAGAAUUGAAGCAAGGAAAAAUACCCCUGAAAAUGGUAGUUUGUUUGAAUUUGAUGACAAUUAA
Messenger RNA from Saccharomyces cerevisiae S288C, 1764 nucleotides. It is a transcript of the gene SNU66, whose product is annotated as U4/U6-U5 snRNP complex subunit SNU66. Bases 1 to 1764 code for a protein of 587 amino acids. NCBI's taxonomy places the organism in Eukaryota, Fungi, Ascomycota, Saccharomycetes, Saccharomycetales, Saccharomycetaceae. Gene Ontology annotation, biological process: mRNA splicing, via spliceosome. The transcript has a single exon. Gene Ontology annotation, cellular component: U4/U6 x U5 tri-snRNP complex; nucleus. The record is from RefSeq and is marked reviewed.